UCUGGGCAAGUGCCGGCCUGGCGCGGUGUGGGGGAAGAAUCGAAAAAUGUGAUUUAUGUGAUGUGAGUUGUUUGUUGAUGUUCGUCAAUUCACAUCAAUUGAUGUGUGAGCUCUGCGAGGGACGCUGCAACGUUAGCGAGUGCCAACUCAAAUUGCAAGUUGCAACUUGCACUUUGUAUUUGGUCCUGAGCAAAGAGAUUAGGGAGAAAAUAGAGACAGUUUGGAAAGUAAGGAGAGGAAGCUAUGGAGGAGAGAAAUUGCGAACGUCGUCCUUUCCAUCUCGCCAGCGUGUUUCCAGGUAUCCAUUUCGACGUUGACGUCACUGACCUGCCUACAGACACCCCCCGCAUCUCCAGACUGGAUGUCUUCUUGCUGGCUUGCUCCAUAAUAAUGCAUGUCGUCGACAUGGGUUUCGAUUAUAACAUCGCCAUCCAAUAUUACCUGGGUGGCAAAAUAACGUAUUUUGCUUGGACAAUGUGCCUCAUACUCGUUCCCUCUCUGAUCAAUGUUGUUAUCAGCAGGAGGAUGCAACUUCAAGAUAAACAAACAAGUUCCAGUACACCGAACGAUUAUAAAACGACACAUUUGUUGAUUAAAAAUGGAUUGUGUUGUACGAUCGCUGUUUUCUUGCAAUUGGCGCCAGUUAUACAUUACUGGGAAACCCUGAAGUGUGCGUUAAAAGCACGUAAAUGCAAGAAAUCCGAAGAUCGUGUCAAUGAAAAAAGAUAUUAUCUAAGGAUGCUCAAAGAGGAUCAAGAUGUUGCCUUGUUAAGAGUAUUUGAAUGUUUCUUGGAAGCUGCACCACAACAAAUCCUACAGCUAACUCUGAUGCUAAAGCAUUAUCACAAUGAAAUUAAUUUUGAAUUUGUACAUCAAGUAGCUAGUAUUGUCAGCUCGCUUGCAAGCAUGGGUUGGGCAAUGGCCAGUUACCAUCGUAGCAUUCGAUUAGCUCAACAAAAUAAAUUGAAUAUUGGUGUUAUAGGAACUGUGUUACAAUUUCUGUGGCACUUUAGCAUCACAGUGGCAAGAAUCUUAUCUCUCAGUGUUAUUGCAAGUGUCUGGCCUCUAUAUACCGUAAUUGGUUGCUUAAUACAUUGGAUAAUCAUGACAAUAUGGAUUUUGAUCAAUUCCCAUGGGAUAUUAGAGUUUUGCCGGGCUUACGGUCGCCCACCACAUAUGCUGCCAACGUUUAAAGAACGCAUUUAUUCUAGUUUAUUUGCCAUAGUUAUUGGCAUAGUUUACAUUUUCAUAUAUUUAAAUACUGUAGAUAGCAAUACAUUUUGGAAACAUCUAUGUUUCUAUAUGCUCUGUUUUGCAGAAAAUAUUACUUCAAGUCUAUUGUGGAGAUAUACCUGUCCUCCUGAAGUUAGAGAGGCUUGGUAUUUUAACGUAUUCUUUAUUAUUUGUAUCGUUUCUUUUUUGCUAGGAAUUACAGCAAUGAUAGUGUAUUAUACUAGAUUUCACCCUUCAAAAAAGCAACGUGCUUCAAAUUCACUUCAAGCCAUGUAAUCGUGGAUAUCUAUUUUUUACUUCAAGGAGAUUAAAUUAACUUUGCAUUAUAGUUUACAAAGUAUCUUUCGAGGUACACAUUACGUAUCUUGAAAGAAAAAGAAUCUCAGUAUUAAAAUUUAUAUAGAGGAAAGCCCCCUAUUAUGAGAU
Molecule: messenger RNA, 1659 nt
Organism: Trachymyrmex cornetzi
Lineage: Eukaryota; Metazoa; Arthropoda; Insecta; Hymenoptera; Formicidae
Product: XK-related protein 6
Exons: 4
Coding region: 244-1509 (421 amino acids)
Biological process (GO): phosphatidylserine exposure on apoptotic cell surface; apoptotic process involved in development; engulfment of apoptotic cell
Cellular component (GO): plasma membrane
Source: RefSeq, a predicted model, not a curated record